AUGGAAUCUCUGUGGCCGGAUCUGCUACUGCCUACCUCUCCAUCACGGCGAUGCCUUGAUCGCUUCAGCUUCCUUGAUACAGAAGGAAGAGAUGGCUUGGUAGCGUUCUGGCCGUUGCUUGAACAUAUACUUAGCCAGCCAGUUAACAACCCGACUCAGCUUAUUGAUGUUCUCGAUACCAUCGCUCAUGCAAAUCAUGGUUCUUCUGGGGCAGCAAAUGAUUAUGGAACACUUAGAGAAGUUGUGGAGCAGCACGGCGACACAUUUUUCUUACGAUUAUGGCCAACUAUCGUCCAGUUCGCUCUUAUGCUACCUGAUUUCUUCCCAGCGCGAGAGAUUCCUGUGCUACGACCUGGGAAAAAACUGUGUCUUACAACAAAGGAAGUUGCAUGCCUUGUAGCUCACCAGUUCCUCUGCACAUUCCAAUGCCCUCCCUGGCGAGAAGGAUACCACGACUUUAGCAUUUGGUAUGGGUCCGGACAACGGCACCCGCAGGCGGUACGAAUGUACCUCACCGCACUUUUUUCGUACUUUGAGGAAUCCAGUGCAGAAUCAUGGAUGAGAAGCUCUGGACCAUCUGUUGAUAUUCAGGUCGAAUUCUCUUUACAUGCUUUUGACGGUCCAGAAACAUAUUCAGCGUGGAAAUGGGACGAAUCUCGGUUAGGGAGACUAACCAUUGUCCCUUUGGAAAGAUUCAGCACAGAGCCACAGGAAGCUGCCUAUCAAGGGCACAGUGGCGCAGCUGUAGUCUCUGCUAAUAGGGAUAUCGGUUUUGGACAGUCGGCAACUCAAGAGGAAUUAUACGUGGGUAACUGUCCCGAAGCCUGUCCCGCAGUGUUAUUUACACCCACGCUGCAAGAUGGCCAAGUCCUGGUUGCCCGUGGGGCACGCCCUAUGCUGAGAAUCUUGGGCCAGCGCCGUGACAUUGAUUGGGAGAAACUUGAGUCGGAAAAGAGACAAGGUGGCCGAAUGCUGUUUAUGGAUGCACUGGAGCUCGACGAAGCAGAACGCUCUGCAUUGUUACCCGAUUUGAAACAGGAAAAUAUUAUGAGGGAGAUUCGAAAGGCGUAUACGGCGUUUUCAUCUUGGUCAGAUGGUGAGAAUCUGAUAUGGACGGGACUAUGGGGCUGUGGUGCCUUUAACGGCGACCCAGCUACGAAAGUGAUCUUGAUGUGGAUGGCAGCUUCAUUGGCGGGUAAACAACUCCGAUUGCUCGUUGAUGCAUCCCAGAAAGAUUUCGGUGUUCACUUCGGACAAUUUGUCGAAAGAGUUCAGGUGGUUUGGACUGUGAAGGAUCUUCAUAAUUGUUUGACAACUAUACCCCAAGGAAUAGGGCGUUGGGAAACAAUGGAUUGGUUACUCGAAAAUGUACCCUAG
Molecule: messenger RNA, 1377 nt
Organism: Trichoderma asperellum CBS 433.97
Lineage: Eukaryota; Fungi; Ascomycota; Sordariomycetes; Hypocreales; Hypocreaceae
Biological process (GO): ATP generation from poly-ADP-D-ribose; nucleotide-sugar metabolic process; carbohydrate metabolic process
Cellular component (GO): cytoplasm; nucleus
Molecular function (GO): poly(ADP-ribose) glycohydrolase activity
Source: RefSeq, a predicted model, not a curated record